AUUUUUGUCUCCUUAAAUUACAGGUACCAUGGAUCAUAUCUUAAGGGAACAGGUUUAUGGAUCAUCAUGGAAUACUGUUCAGGAGGAUCAUGUAGUGAUUUAAUGAAAAUGGGGACUAUCCGAGAAGAGUAUAUAGCAAUUAUCAUUAAAGAAUUAUUAAAGGGCUUGGAUUAUCUUCAUAAUGAAGGAAAACUGCACAGAGACAUUAAAGCUGCCAAUAUUUUAUUAAGCGCCUCCGGUGAAGUCAAAUUGGCGGAUUUUGGUGUGUCGGGACAAAUCACUGCCACAUUGACCAAAAAAAAUACAUUUGUCGGCACACCAUUUUGGAUGGCUCCCGAAGUUAUUAAACAAUCUGGAUACGAUUAUAAGGCUGAUAUUUGGUCUCUUGGUAUCACCGCUAUAGAACUCGCCAAUGGGGAACCACCCUAUGCUAAAAUGCACCCAAUGAAAGUAUUAUUCCAUAUACCCAAAAAUGAGCCUCCAACUCUUGGUCCUCCUCACAGUAAAGCAUUCCGUGAUUUUGUUAGCAUGUGCUUACAAACGAGUCCUGCCAACAGACCUACAGCCAAAGAUCUGUUAAAGCACAAAUUUGUCAAGAGUAGUAAGAAGGUCGCCUAUUUGACCGAAUUGAUUGAAGGACAUGAACGUUGGGUGAAUAUAAAUGGACGUGACAACGAUUCUUCCGACGAGGAGAACAAUGUCGAAUCAGACGAUGAAGAUACAUGGGACUUUGGUACUAUUAAACAGGCAGCUUCGCCACAGCCAAAACCUGUCGUUCAAAUGCAAAGUUCUGCCAGUCAAUAUUCAGUUAACAGCUUCACAACAGAAAAAUUUCAACAAACUCCAUCACCUACCUCUCAACAAUUACCAAGAUCAGUUAGCAGAAACCAAGUUAAUCCACAAUCGCACCCAUCUCCUCCUAAUUCUAGAGUUAACGAAGUGACUACAAAGAUGCAAAGUACAGGAUUUCGGCAUAGUACCAGUGAGUACGAAGACGUCGGUCAAAGUACUGUCCGAGCUACUGAAAUUGGUGCAUACCCUCGGUCCAAUAAGCGAAGCAGUAUGAUUCAACAACCCGUGGUAGCAAACCCACUUCCUCCUUUACCAAACAAAUCACCAUCAUCCAGAAGUAUCAGUACAGUAGCAUCUAAAAAUUUUAGCAACAACGAUACGGCAUUUUUAGAGAUGAUUUUACCCAUGAUUGAUAAACUUCAAAAAAAUUGUAAAAAUCAUAAGAGUUUGGCUGCAGUGGAGUCUCUACAAAAAUCACUUGUUUCGGUUGAGCGUGAACUUCCGGGUACCAUAAAGUGUCUCUUUGAAGACGUUGCUGACAUGUUGUAAAUUUGAAUAUAAAUAAAAGCCGAAAAUGCAAGAUUAGUUAUUUUGUUGUGCGUUUUUCUCG
This is a messenger RNA of Mucor mucedo, 1402 nucleotides long. Its product is annotated as kinase-like domain-containing protein. Gene Ontology annotation, molecular function: ATP binding; protein kinase activity. The transcript is spliced from 10 exons. The record is from RefSeq and is a predicted model, not a curated record. NCBI's taxonomy places the organism in Eukaryota, Fungi, Mucoromycota, Mucoromycetes, Mucorales, Mucoraceae. The coding region runs from base 67 to 1341 and encodes 424 amino acids. Gene Ontology annotation, biological process: protein phosphorylation.